AUGAACCAAAAAAAACCUUGUCUAUAAAUCUGGCAUAGUAAUAUUAAACUCCCAUAAUCCUAUCUAGGGUUAACUUUCACAAUAUGAACCCACCAAAAUCCAUCAAUUCCAUCUCCAUCGAAUCAGUUGAAACAUCUCUUAUGAAUCUAAUCAAAAGCUGGUACAGAAGGCAAAAAUGGAAGAAAUUCUUCUGCAACCCUAAUUCCAACGAAGAAGAAGAAGGGCAAAAUAGUAACAGUAACAGCGGAUCAAAUGAAUGGAGAAAAAACCUAACCAAAUUCCUAGAAUCAACACCAAUUCACACCAUUACAAUCUCAUUACUUUUCAUAGAUCUUAUCUUAACAAUUCUUGAACUUUCAUCCUCUUUACUAUCAUGCAAUCCAACAAAAGAUCACAAAAAGAUAGACAAAAUUUGGUAUCACUGGGUUGGUGUCGGGAUACUGAGUCUGCUUUCCGCUAAGGCAGUUGCUUUAGCUUUAGGGCUAGGGAACUCUUUCUUUAAGAAACCGGGUUAUGUUCUUGACGGUGCAGUGGCUAUGAUUGCAUUGUUUUUGGAGUUAUUUUUGGAGAAGAAGGGAGGAAGUUUGGUUGUGAUUGUGAGCUUGUGGAGAGUUGUUAGGGUUGUGGAGAGUGCUUUUGAGUUGAGUGAUGAAGCUAUUGAAGCUCAAAUUGAAGGGAUUUUAUGCCAAUUUGAGGUUCUUAGAGAGGAGAAUUCAAGAUUGUUGGAGACUAUUGCUGAGAAGAAUGUUUUAAUUGAUAAGUUGGAAGAGAUUAUAGAGAAGCUACAACUGAAAUUGCAACCAACUAUUAGUGAUCUUUAAUUAACUUGGGGUGCUUUUAUUACCUUUUUGAGAGGCACCAUAUGCAAUAUUCCGAUAUGACCGAAUUAAUCAUUGAACUAAAACGAUAUGUCUUAGUUUGCUACGGGUUUCGGUUAAUUUAGUUUAGCUAUGGUUAAGAAUUCUGAAUAGUUUGUUUAAUUUGGUUU
Molecule: messenger RNA, 988 nt
Organism: Mercurialis annua (annual mercury)
Lineage: Eukaryota; Viridiplantae; Streptophyta; Magnoliopsida; Malpighiales; Euphorbiaceae
Exons: 1
Coding region: 84-821 (245 amino acids)
Biological process (GO): proton transmembrane transport
Cellular component (GO): plasma membrane
Molecular function (GO): voltage-gated proton channel activity
Source: RefSeq, a predicted model, not a curated record